Amphiprion ocellaris (clown anemonefish) is the source of this 6954-nucleotide messenger RNA. It is a transcript of the gene mindy2, whose product is annotated as MINDY lysine 48 deubiquitinase 2. NCBI's taxonomy places the organism in Eukaryota, Metazoa, Chordata, Actinopteri, Pomacentridae. Bases 85 to 2091 code for a protein of 668 amino acids. The record is from RefSeq and is a predicted model, not a curated record. Gene Ontology annotation, biological process: protein K48-linked deubiquitination. Gene Ontology annotation, cellular component: cytosol; cell periphery. The transcript is spliced from 9 exons. Gene Ontology annotation, molecular function: cysteine-type deubiquitinase activity; K48-linked deubiquitinase activity; cysteine-type carboxypeptidase activity.
CACUCGCAGAGUUGUCAUGGCGUCUUUGGGACCGAAGCUACUGCUGCAAUUUAGCUAAAAUCUGUCGACAGCCUGUAAGUCGAAAUGGAGAAAAAUGCAAACCUGCAUCGAGACACUGACGGGAGCUCAUUGUGUGCCACGAUUGCGGGAGAAAUGGGCGACGUUACGGCUGUCGGCGGAGCGAAAGGGACAGCCGACAAAUGCAAGAAUAGUGAGGCUCCUCUCAGUACUUUGGUUAACGUUAGUUGUAAUAUCAGCACCACUAAUGUUGCUGCUCCCAGCGCCGUCAAUGCCAUCUCCAGUGCCGGGAAGUCGGACGUGCCAGAAGUGAUUGAAAUCCUGCCCGUGCAGGAGAAGAAGAAAGACGCCGAGGCGAGCGGCUCGUUGUCUGGGUCCGUGGAUCAGAUCAGUAACGGGAUGGGGCAUGACUCGGUGCUGGCUGCAGGAGACAACCGGGGUGGUGCCUCAAAGUUAGUAAACAACAAACCCGACGAGCCCUCCUCACCUCCCGCUACAGAGAGCACAGAUGCGCAGGCUGAGGUUCUGGCUUGUGGAGAAAGUGAACCGACAAAACUUGCUAAACCGACUCAUCUGUGUCCGGACAAUGCCAUCACAGCAAACGUCACGUCGGGUCUGUCCGGUGAUCACACCUUGUCGGAGGGAUUGCCGAGUGGGAGCGACCCCGAUCCCAGCCUCGGCGGAGAGUCCCGAAGCAUAGAUUCACUCGAGUCCUUCUCCAACCUCAACUCUUGCCCCAGCUCCGACCUGAACAGCGAGGGUCUGGAGGACAGAGGACUGGCUUUGGCCCUCCAGGGCGAGUACGGGGCUGAUGGGACAAAGACUUCGUGUGCUAAGGACCGGGCCGCCGGCCAGUCCAUAUACCACAUUAAGUGGAUCAAAUGGAGGGAGGAGAACACGCCGAUCAUCACCCAGAACGAGAACGGCCCCUGUCCAUUACUGGCUAUUAUGAAUGUCCUUCUGCUUGCAUGGAAGGUUAAGAUGCCACCUAUGAUGGAAAUUAUAACCGCUGAGCAGCUGAUGGAGUAUCUUGGCGACUACAUUCUGGAAACCAAACCCAAAGAGAUAUCAGAGGCUCAGCGGCUAAACUAUGAGCAGAACAUGAGUGAUGCCAUGGCAGUGUUGCACAAGCUGCAGACAGGUCUGGAUGUGAACGUAAAGUUCACAGGGGUGCGAGUCUUUGAGUACACCCCAGAAUGCAUCGUGUUUGACCUGCUGGACAUCCCUCUUUAUCACGGCUGGCUGGUUGACCCACAGAUGCAUGACAUUGUCAAGGCAGUGGGCAACUGCAGCUACAACCAGCUGGUAGAGAAGAUAAUAUCCUGCAAACAGUCAGACAACAGCGAGCUGGCAGGGGAAGGCAUCGUAGCAGAGCAGUUUCUGAACAGCACAGCCACUCAGCUGACCUACCACGGCUUAUGUGAGCUCACAUCCACCGUACAGGAGGGAGAGCUCUGUGUCUUUUUCAGGAAUAACCACUUCAGCACCAUGAUCAAAUACAAGGGCCAGUUGUACCUCCUGGUUACAGAUCAAGGUUUCCUGACAGAGGAGAAGGUCGUCUGGGAGAGUCUGCACAACGUUGACGGAGACGGCAACUUCUGCGACUCGGAGUUCCGGUUGCGGCCUCCUUCUGAUCCAGAGACUGUGUACCGCGGCCAGCAGGAUCAGAUAGACCAGGACUAUCUGAUGGCACUGUCACUGCAGCAGGAGCAGCAAAGCCAGGACCUUCAGUGGGAGCAGCUCCCUGAAGGCAUCAGUGACCUGGAGCUGGCGAAAAAGCUUCAGGAGGAGGAGGACCGACGAGCCUCGCAGUACUACCAGGAGCAAGAGCAGGAGCAGGCGGCAGCAGCAGCAGCAGCAGCAGCAGCAGCAGCACAGGCACAGCAGGGCCAGCAGGAGCCCGUGGAGGGCAGCGAGGUGGACCGGGGGGCUGCAGGAGCGGGUGGAGCAGCAGCCGGCGCUGGGCAGGCCGCAGCAGCUGGAGCCACACCCAGCCCGGGAAAACAGCCGUCGAGCGGGGAGCGCAAAGCCAAGAAAGAAUCGAAGGAUAAAGACAAAUGUGUUAUUUUGUAACAUACAGCGUGUCCGUGUGAGUGUGAGUGUUUUGUGCAUUUGCUUAUCUGUGAGAAAGGAGACGACAUUUGCGUCUCCAUGGAGUGGACACACAACGCGCAGCCCCCGCUUGACGACAAACAAGGGAAGGAGACGAUUGAGGAGAGACGUGACUAGCAGAGGAUUUGCUGUUCCCACACCACUGGUGCCUGCUAUCCUCUAUCCUCAGUGGAACCUGGAUAUCAGAGGAAGGGACGCUACAACAACAACAACAACUACCCCUUAUCUUUCAUAGAGUCGGCCAAACUUUGUUACAAGUUGCACAGUGCACUAUAUUUGUGAUGUGGGGUCAAGUUUAUCUGGGGUGGUAUAUUUUAUAGCAAAAGGAAUAAUCUGAAGAAACAAAACGUCACCCUCACACCAUGUUCUUUUCCAACAAAAAAUGAUUGCUUUCAUUCAUUUUUAAGUAGUGCAGCUUAUAAGCUUUUUUUUGUAUGCGUCAAUAGUUACAAAACAUAUAUAUAGAAAGAUCCACUUUUUUUUUUUUUGUCAGUUGUUGAUGCCAAGAUUCACGUUUUAUUUAUGUAUCUGAGUAACCGGUAGCUUGGACAGGUGUUAUUUUUUGUGGAAGCCGAAAGGGAUUUUCUCUUGCCUGUUGGAAAUGUUACACCACUUGCAUCCCCUCUGAAACACUAUGUACUAAAGGUUCAUUCACGCCAGAUAGCUGCCGGAUGCUGUAGCUAUGUUACAACAAUCAUCACAGCUUGCCCUGUUCAGAUUUGCCUUACCAGAGUAUGGCAGUGUUGUAUUCUGCUCCGUCUGAAUGUGAACGUGUGCUUCUUUUCAUGUGUGUGGUGCUAUGUGGUUUAGCGGCGUACGGUAUACAUGUCUCAGUUGCUGAGCAUCACUCGUGACAAGUUUCAGUUUGGAAAUAGCCAAAUCUUUUAUGCUGUAUUAGUUAAGCUACAAAUUUGGGACAUUUAAUGCUGUUUAUGUUACAUUAGAGACAGUCAAACUGAAUCUGAUGUUUCCGAGACACUAGAUUCAAUUUGUGUUAGAUGGUGUUCGAAAGACUCUUUACGUUCUUGCAGUCUCUUCUGGCAGCUUCCUGAAGAGAUGCAGUGUGUGUGCGUGUGUGUGUGUGUGUGCGUGUGUGUGCGUAUGUGUGCGUGUAUCAACUAUCAUGAUCUCCUUUGUUCUGGAUGUUUUUUCACUGCCACCAGGUUUUUAAGAGAAACACAACAGAAUUCAGUAAUAUAAUAUACAUUUGUGAACAUUUCACGCAAACCUGACUUUCAUUUCAAAUCUGUCACAUUAUUAUUCAAGGUAUGUAACGUGAGUUUCAACUGGGAAUACGCAAUGUUUGAUUUUUGCAGCUGUCAUGCAACUUAGGACAAUUGCCAAUACCAAUAUAUGCACAUAUUUUUUUCCCACCUGAUUGCAGUAGUAGAAUUAACAUAUUAUUACCAUGCCUGCUCUCAUUUGAGUCAAAUGUACGCCAUGUGUAUCUUUAGGUACUAUUUUUCAAUCAGUCGUAGAGGCUCAAUGUUCAUUUUGGAAUGAUGAUAUUUCCUUUUAUAGCCUUUAUGCCAAAGCCAUGUCAAUAUCAUCGUGCAUCCCCAGUUUCAACUCUAGUUACAGUAUUAUGUGUAGCUGUGUAGAUUCAAUACGUUCCUCCUUGUUCUGCACAGUUCUUCCUGGCUUAAUGUGAAAUACUUCUUUACUUUUCCAUAACCCCCCCUGUUAAUUUCAAAGCGGGGUGGAUUCUUCAGUUAAUAGAAAAUCUGGUCCACAAAUGGAGCUGCCCUGUGGUUGGGGUCGCAGGACGUACAUUACUGAAAUUCUGUGGUGUCGCUCUUAAACCUGCGUGCAUUUCACUGCAGCAUCGAGCAUGCAAACACAUGAUGUACAUAUUUACCUAAUGCAUUCUUAUAAUGGAUUUAGCUAGUGUUGAGUUUGUGCCAUUAUUGUACCAUGGGACUGCCUCCUGAGAAACUUUUCUAUCUAUACAUUCCAGUUGGAUGCCUUGACUCAAGCCUUCUGUUACAGACUGAGGGCGACGGUAAUCAUAGAAGGUCUUUGCCGUGCUUGUAAAGCCGUCUCCGUUGCUUUUGCUCAGUGAGAACUAACUGACAGAGCGAUUACAUGGAGGCAGCAGGCUACCUACUGUGUGGGAAAUCUUUCUUACGGGCUCCGUGUGAGGGCUGGAGGUUGAUCUCCGUGUUCGUUUGGCCCUAACAAGGCUGUGUUUUGUAUAUAUAUAUAACGCCUUACAGCAUUUCGACAUAUUUUAUAGGGCAAAAAGGAAACAGGCGUAUUUACCAGAAUGAGACAAUCCAUACGAUUUUUUCACACGAACAUCAGACUAGUACUCUCAGGCCUUUUUUGAAGGGACACAUCCUCGAGUGUCUUUUCAAACGGUAUGCUUUCUGAUGGCACAGUUCCUCGGCCUGUCGUCACUUUCUCAGUCACAGCUUUUAACUCUCUGUAUAUGUACACACACACACACACACACACAACUAUUUUGACACUUUCAAGGAUUUAACACUAUGUUAAUGAAGGCCCUCUUUAUCGGACUUCACACUAAAAAUGAAUUAGCUGCUUCUGAUAAAAAUGGAAACCUCCUUGGACAGGGUUGACUAUUGUUUAUUAUGGACACUUUUCAUUUACAGCUUAGCAUUUCUUUUUUCACACUAGAAUAAUAACAAAAGUUUAAAUCAUGAAGACAGAAGGGAGGCUUUCUGGCAACAUUCUGCUUUUUUUGUCAUUUAUCUCUCAGCCCAUCACAUGAACGCGCUGAUUAAACAUUCCAGUAAAAGUUGAAAAAGAGGAAACUUCAUUUUGGGAUUUUUGAGUUGAUUUUGGAAGAUUUUCUGUUUGAGUGAAAAGAGUGUGGAGUGACACAUGCCGCACAUUUUUAUGAUUAUUUCAGUUACUACUGUGCAUUGGCUUGCUAUUCCUAGUCAUUAUUACCAGAAUUUGAUUUUUUUUUUUUGUUGGAAAUGUGUUUGCUUCACCCUACUUCCUACGAUGAAAUUGAUCAGAAGGAUAUUGUGUGUUCAAUGUCUCAAAGUGGUUUCUUGUAUGCCUUGUAAAAGUGAUGGUGGGGUAAAUGCUGUACAAUUAGUAUUUUGACAAAGGUGAUCGUUGAACAUGUAGUUGUUGUAAUUGGUUUUGCACUGUUACAUUGAUAUGCACUAACAGAAAAGAAACAUACCUCAUUUUCUACAGAACAUAAAUUGUGCAAGAGUGCUAUUGUUUUUUUGGGUACCUUUUAAAAAAAACAACAAAAAAAACAAAACAUGGCCAAAAUAAUUUUGUCAUCUUGGUAGCAGUUGCUCUUAAGCCAGCUGAAUAAUAAUAAUAAUAAUAAUAAUAAUAAUAAUAAUAAUCUGUAAAAGUAUGAAAGGGCUGUUUAAAUGUUUUGGCAUCGAAUGAAAGAGUACAUUUGUUUAAAAGGUAGUACCACUUCAAUACAACUUGUUGCAAUUUGAUAUAUUCAGGUUAGCGGUGCACCUAUACCAGAGUCCAGGCUGCCAGUGCAAAGGCCUGAUUAGACGAGGAAGUUAUGGAUUACAGGAAUGGUUAGAUGGAUGUCAUUUGAAUUCUUAAAAGAGGUUUUCAAAGUGGGAAGGAUGCCCCUGCAGAUGAAUGAAAGUGAAAACAUAUUACAGUAGAUAUCAGAUAUUCUAAAUAUAUUAUCUGGAUGAAGAGAUAAAUUAGAUAUGCUAAAAUUUACUGCUUUUUCCCCAAAUUUCCAGUAUCAGAAGCUAAUAAAUGUCCCAGGACAGACCUUUUGUGGCAUUUGAUGUUACAUCAAACAGCUUUUUAGUAUUGAUGGAUUUAACCCUCCGGUUGUCUUCACUUAUGGGCACCCAAAAAAAAAUAUUGUUUCCUUGUCUGAAAAAAAUCCAAAAAUUCAGCAAAAAAAAUUCCCCAAAUUUCUGAAAAUUUGCAAAACCUUCAGGAGGAAAAUUCCAAUAAUUCCUUAAAAGUUUCCCUUAAAGGUUUAAUUUUUUUUUAAAAACUCCCCCAAAUUUGGCAAGAAAAUUCUUGCAAAUAUUUUCAAAAAAUGAGUAAAAAUCUUCCAAAACAAUCCUACAAAUAUCUGAAGUGAUUACAAGGAGGAAUGAAGGGGCACUGCUUUUCUAAGUUUUGUCUCAGACUUUGAAAACUUCCUGGUCGAACAGAAGCAGCUUUUCAAGACAGAGACUGGUGCUCGAACAUAUCAGCAAAAAAAUAAAACGGUGUAGGUGCACCCCUAAUUCAAGUAGUAUUUUUUCCAGUCUAGUCCAUCAUUCAACUACACAAUGUUCUCAAAGAUGGGUGAUUUGCUGAAACUAACGUACAAAAAAAAGAAAAAAAAUUAAGGGGAAUGGCUGCUUUAUAAGGCUUGAGUGUUGUCAUUAAUGUAGCAGAGGGAAAUGUUCAUUCUUGUUUGAGACACACAUCCAGAGUGCUGAACAAUCUAAAGGGAGAUCUUUUCUUUAAUGCAAUAUCAAACUCCCACCCAGAUUUUACAUUGUGAUGCAUGUAUAACGUGGACUGAAAAGUUUGGCGGCGUAAAUUUUUUUUUUUUUUUUUUUUAGUAAUAACUACCCUGAGACUAUAAUUUCCACUGAACGGCCUGUUAUGUUUAUAUUUCACAUAAAACGAACAAGCAAAAGGAACGUGUUUGUGAAUAUGGGAGGUUACUCAUUUGUGUUGAUUUCAAUGUUCAUCUAUUUACAUAAAUGACCAAAUAAUGUAUGUAGCCUUUCACAUUACAGUCACAUAUUGUAUAUGGUGAUAUAUAUAUAUAUAUAUAACAAAAUGCCUUAUAGACGAGGGACAUUCAACCUGAUUAGAAGUUACCAGGAUAAUAAAAGACUAAGAUCAAAAGCU